Molecule: messenger RNA, 569 nt
Organism: Salvelinus sp. IW2-2015
Lineage: Eukaryota; Metazoa; Chordata; Actinopteri; Salmoniformes; Salmonidae
Source: RefSeq, a predicted model, not a curated record
AUGAUUCUCACCAUGCUGGUGAUGCUCAACCUCUGCUGCUCUGUACAGAACACCAACCGUAUCAGCACCAAAACAGCACACAUCACAGGCUUUGGUUACGUUGAAAGCUUGUGGCAAAGAUCUGGAUCCCGGUUCUUUUGGAACUGGGAUGGCUUUGAGGACUACCUCAUCUUCAUGUUGGCCUUCACGCUGCCCUGUGCCUUCACCACCCUUAUCCUCCUGGGCUCCUCUCUGUUUGUGGAGUCCCUGGGCUUCCUGGCCUUGCUGACAGAGGCCAUGCUGGGGCUCCCACAGCUGCUCCAGAACCAACGCAACCACUCCACCACCGGCAUGAGUGUGAACAUGGUCCUACUGUGGAUGGCCGGGGACAGCUUCAAGACGGCCUACUUUGCCCUGAAGGAGAGCCCGCUCCAGUUCCUGUUGUGUGGGCUGACUCAGGUACUGGUGGAUCUGGCUAUCCUCUGUCAAGUGUGUCUCUACAGCCAAGACCCCUGGGACAAACUGGCUUAACUAACCCCAACCCUAGCUAACUCUAACCCGAGCUAACUCUAACACUAGUUAACUCUAAC